AACAGAUCCCCCCACCCUCUUUUCCCUCCUUUCAAAUAUUUUUCUACACAGAAGGAAAAGAAAAAAUAAAAACAGAAAAAUGAACCUCUCAUUACAAGCUUGAAACCAACACUUUCGUCCGUACAAAUCUUCGUCUUCCACUGACACUGAGACCUAGCGGGUUUUCCCGGAGGUGCCGAUGCAAGACAUCAUCGGAUCGGUUCGCCGAUCCCUGGUGUUUCGAACCCAAGGCGGCGGAGGAGCAGCCGGCGCUGAAGAUGGCGUAGGGUUCGGUGGUUUAGUCGAGAAAAUUGGUUCCAGUAUUCGUAAAUCGAGAAUCGGAUUGUUCUCUAAGCCACCGCUUCGGGCGCUUACCCCACCGACAGCGAGGGACGACGCGCCGCCGAUCCGGUGGAGGAAGGGUGAGUUGAUUGGCUGCGGUGCGUUUGGUCGAGUUUAUAUGGGAAUGAAUCUCGACUCCGGUGAACUUCUUGCAGUGAAACAGGUUCUGAUUGCGGCAGGCAGUGUUUCAAAGGAGAAAACACAGGCUCACAUUCGAGAGCUGGAAGAAGAAGUGAAUCUUCUGAAGAAUCUUUCACACCCAAAUAUAGUCAGGUACUUGGGAACUGCUAGGGAGGAUGAGUCCUUGAAUAUCUUGUUGGAAUUCGUUCCUGGUGGAUCCAUAUCUUCGUUGUUAGGGAAGUUUGGAUCAUUUCCUGAGUCUGUCAUAAGAAUGUAUACAAAACAAUUACUAUUGGGUCUUGAGUACCUUCACAAGAACGGAAUUAUGCACAGGGAUAUCAAGGGUGCGAACAUCCUUGUUGAUAACAAAGGGUGCAUCAAACUUGCGGAUUUUGGAGCAUCCAAGAAAGUUGUUGAGCUGGCUACUAUUACUGGUGCCAAAUCAAUGAAGGGUACUCCAUAUUGGAUGGCUCCUGAAGUUAUUCUACAAACAGGACAUAGUUUCUCGGCCGAUAUUUGGAGUGUGGGGUGUACUAUGAUUGAGAUGGCUACAGGAAAGCCUCCGUGGAGCCAGCAGUAUCAAGAGGUUGCAGCUCUCUUCCAUAUUGGGACAACAAAAUCACAUCCGCCCAUUCCCGAGCAUCUAUCUGCUGAGGCAAAGGACUUCCUGCUAAAAUGUUUGCACAAGGAACCAGACUUACGGCCCACGGCAUCGGAGUUGUUGCAGCAUCCGUUUGUCACUGGGGUGUAUCAAGAACCUCAUCCAGUGUUUCGCACGUCAAUUUUGGAUCCUGGAAACAUCAUAGCAGCACCCGGGUCAAAUCUUAGAAACUCCUUGAACUCUUCUAUCAGAAGAUCCGCUUGCUCGGGCUUGAAAGAUAUAUUUGAAAUGGGUAGUUUGAGAUGUUCAACUAUAUAUCCCGAGAAUUUCUCGGGAAUGGGAUCACACUGGGGGCACACCAAUUCUGACGAUGAGAUGUGUCAGAUUGAUGAUAAAGAUGAUGACCUUAUGUGUGGUUCAUUAGUAAAGUUUGGAUCUGUCUUAGAGUCAAACGACUUGACCAAGAGUUUUAAUCCCAUGUCUGAACCAACUGAUGAUUGGCCAUCUAAGUUUGAUAAAAGUUUGGAGUUGGAUAGAAGUGGAAUCGACUCAUUACCAGGUCAGACAGCUCAAAUGGCUGAUAACAGUCUUGGAGCAUCUGUUCAGGAAGGCGAGUUUAAAUUUAGUUGUGGGCCAUCAUCUACAGCUGAAGACGAUGAAGAAGUUACAGAGUCGAAAAUUAGAGCCUUUUUGGAUGAAAAGGCUUUAGAUCUUAAGAAGUUGCAGACGCCUCUAUAUGAAGAGUUCUAUAACAGCACAAUUAAUCCCGCUGGUCAUCCAUGUACAGUUGGUGUUAGGGAUAGUGAAAACGUUCCAAGUUUUCUGAAUUUACCGCCUAAAAGCAAGUCACCUAGUCGGCUACCAAGUAGAAGAUUCUCUGCCAUGGUUGAUGCUGCCAAGACUGCCAGUCCUUGGUCCAGAAGUCAAACAAAAAAUGUGUCAAACGCUAGUAUUAGUAUUGUGCAUGGUCGACCGCUUCAGGAAAUUCAGCCACCACAGCUUGGUGAAUGGAAGGGUCUUAUUGGUACUCAGGAAGGAUCUUUAAGCCAAAGCACAAACUUCUCUGAGAGGCAAAGAAAGUGGAAAGAGGAACUAGUUGAAGAGCUUGAGAGGACGCGAGAAAUGAUGCGUCAGGCAGGUGGGGUGGGAGGCAAGACCUCAUCUCCAAAGGAUCCAAAUCUAAUUCGACAGAGGGAGAGGCAACGAGUUGGACUCCCAGGAAAAUGAACAUUGUACGUACGUACCAACUCAAAUUGUAUCUAAAAGUGUCACUUUUUUAAUUCAUACGGAAAAAAUAAGUUAUACCUUUUCCGUUGGGGGUGUCAUCAUCAUUCGUGGAUGGCUCUCCCACUGGUGAGAAAAUGGUGUCCAAUAGUAAAAUGGGUCACCUUCCCCCACUGUAUUUUUUGUAUUUUUUUUAAUGAUUUAUUAUUUCCAUAUAUAUCUCUCUUUUUAGUUAUUGCGGAAUAUGAAAUGAAGCAUGAUAUGGGGUACCUUGAGUUUGUAUGAAUAUCCCUUCUAUAUAUUAUUUCAAAUAUAUAUUAACAGUGUUUUGUGUAUAA
Messenger RNA from Cannabis sativa, 2604 nucleotides. Its product is annotated as mitogen-activated protein kinase kinase kinase NPK1. The record is from RefSeq and is a predicted model, not a curated record. Gene Ontology annotation, biological process: protein phosphorylation. Gene Ontology annotation, molecular function: protein kinase activity; ATP binding. The coding region runs from base 179 to 2269 and encodes 696 amino acids. Lineage: Eukaryota; Viridiplantae; Streptophyta; Magnoliopsida; Rosales; Cannabaceae. The transcript is spliced from 17 exons.